Molecule: messenger RNA, 2043 nt
Organism: Paramisgurnus dabryanus
Lineage: Eukaryota; Metazoa; Chordata; Actinopteri; Cypriniformes; Cobitidae
Gene: sh3glb2b
Product: SH3-domain GRB2-like endophilin B2b
Biological process (GO): membrane organization
Cellular component (GO): cytoplasm; membrane
Molecular function (GO): protein binding
Source: RefSeq, a predicted model, not a curated record
CUGUAGAUUAAGCCUCAUCCUGCACAAUCGAUCCCUCUGCAGGGACAAGCGACAAACUGAUGUUGCUGAAACAGUCACAGUGAAAACGCUGACACGAUGGAUUUCAAUGUGAAGAAACUAGCGUCGGAUGCAGGUGUCUUCUUUACUCGGGCGGUUCAGUACACAGAGGAGAAGCUCGGCCAAGCAGAAAAAACUGAACUAGAUGCCCACUUGGAGAACCUGAUCGCUCGAGCAGACUGCACCAAAAAUUGGACUGAAAAGAUCUUUAGGCAGACUGAGGUGCUGCUUCAACCCAACCCAAGUGCCCGUAUUGAAGAGUUUUUCUAUGAGAAAUUGGACAAAAAACUUCCAACCAGAACCACCAAUGCUGAGCUACUGGGACAGUAUAUGCAGGAUGCUGCAAAGGACUUUGGGCCAGGAACUCCAUAUGGCAGCACUUUGAUCACUGUUGGAGAAUAUCAGAAAAGAUUGGGUGGAGCAGAGAGAGAACUCCUUCAGACAUCAGCCAUUAACUUCCUCACACCACUGAGAAAUUUUCUAGAGGGAGACUGGAAAACCAUUUCGAGAGAGAGAAAGCUACUUGAAAAUCGACGCCUUGACCUGGAUGUUUGCAAGGCUCGGCUCAAGAAAGCAAAGUUAGCAGAAGCUAAAGCUGCUGCUGCGCCAGACUUUCAGGAGACUAGGCCCCGCAAUUAUGUCCUGUCCGCAAGCGCAUCUGCGCUCUGGAGUGAGGAAGUGGAUAAAGCUGAACAAGAAUUGCGUUUGGCUCAGACUGAGUUUGACAGACAGGCAGAAGUGACACGCCUCCUUCUGGAAGGCAUCAGUAGCACACAUGUGAACCACUUGCGUUGCCUUCAGGAGUUUGUGGAGGCUCAGGCUGCUUACUAUGCACAGUGUCACAAGCACAUGCAGGACCUUCAGAAAGAACUGAGCAGUGCAAACGGAGAUACGUUUCCUAAUGCUUUUGCUACAAAUGCCUCUGCAUCAGGGGUGUCAGCAGGUCAUUCUCCCCUUGCCACUGCUACCCUGCCUGGGGCUUCUUCACCCAGUCAUCCCCACAAUGCCUCCAAUGCACUUGGGUCCGGCACGCUGAAGAUAGAGGAGGUGAAGCCACCUGCCACUGGCACUCGCAAAGCCAAAGUGCUUUAUGACUACGACGCUGCAGACACAAGCGAACUUUCCCUUCUCGCCGAUGAGCUGAUUACCGUGUACACCGUGCCAGGCAUGGACCCGGACUGGCUUAUUGGAGAGAGAGGCAACCAGAAAGGCAAAGUGCCUGUUACGUACCUGGAGCUCCUAAGCUAGAAGCCCCUCCUCGACACAAACAGAGUCAUACUGGUGACUGAAUUAUGCAUGAACAAAUAUCCACACACUCCUGAACACUCAGUGAAUUGAUUUUUUUUUCUUUUUUGUAAUACCUUGAUUUGCAUUUUGAACAGUGUUCAAAGUCUGUGUUACUAUGUUUAAACCCCUAGUUAUGUUGUUUCAUUUGAACAUUACACUACAGAACCCUGUUUUUAUUUCUUGUGAUCCUGUGACUGCUAGAUUUUUAUGAAGUUUGUCAUACCCUUGAAAUUUCUUCGAAAGCGAGAAAAAAAAUAAGCUUGGGGCGCUUAAGGGUGAUGUGUGUUGUCUUCGUGUGUGUGGGUGUGAUGAUACAUGUUUUGUUUUAUGGUAAAAUUAGAUCAUGUUCUUUAAAUAGAUCCACAUCUUUAUGUAUGGUCUCAAUUACAUACAGUCUACUCCAUGCACGGUGGUCUUUGUUCAAAAUGUGUAAAUUGUUGUAAGAGGAUUUUAUGUUUUGAGAGAUGUGUGAAAGCUUUUGGUCCAGUUAAGAUACUGUAUAAGAUUAAAAAAGAUCUGCUCAUAUAUAAAGAACAGAAUUUUUUAACCCAGAAUUAGUAACUUUUUGAAAUGUAUUCACAUCCACUCAGUUGAUGGCUUUGUCAUUUCCUUUCAAUGUUCAGUGCUUGUUUAAAAAGUUGCGUAAUGAAUGAAUGAAUGAAACUUGAAUAUAAUAAAGAGAGUUUUACCGAUUCUUGA